AUGAACGUAAAAGCAUUGGAGGAGAUAAAGAACAUGAAAGAAGGUGUCAGAAUAGAAUCAGACCAUGUUCUGCUGAAGGUAGAGCUGAAAGGCGCCGACAGAAAGAAGGAGAGAAGAAGCAACACUAUUGAAAAGAAGGAACUAGAAGAAAAAGUAAAGAAAUCAAUCACAAAAGUCAAGAAGAAGAUCGCACUAUGGAAGAUAGAAAGGAGGACGUGGCAUAGCAAAGAAUGGAAUAAGAAAAAAAGGGAACUGAGGAAAGAACUUGGAAGGCUAAAAAGAGGGAAAAUAAGCAGAGAAGAAUUCGUACAAAAGAGGAAAGAAUACAGAGAAUGGUACAAGAAAGAAAAGCGCAAACAUGAAAGAGAAAAAGAGGAAAGGAUAGCAAUAAGCAAUAAGGACAGAAGAAGAGGCAUGGAGAUACAUAAACAAAUACAGAAAGAAGAAAGAAGGGAUAAGCGAAAGUAUAGAGAUAGAAAGGUGGAUCAUGCACUUCAUGGAACUAUUGGAUCAAAAGAUAAAAUAAUAAUGAAAGAAGAAGAGGAAGAGAAGGAGACGGAAAAGGAGGAACAAGAGAGAGAGGAGGAAAAGAACGAAUUAACAAGGGAAGAAAUAAUAAAACAACUAAUAGAACUGAAGAAGGGAAAAGCCCCGGGAGAAAAUGAAAUUGAAAACGAAGCAUGGAGGCUGAUGCCAAAAGAAAUAAGAGAAACCUUUGCUGCUAAACAAGAUAUGGAAAGGAGGAGGCAUACCGCAAGAAUGGAACAACGGCCUAAUAAGCCCAAUAUAUAA
Pogonomyrmex barbatus (red harvester ant) is the source of this 792-nucleotide messenger RNA. Its product is annotated as cilia- and flagella-associated protein 251-like. The record is from RefSeq and is a predicted model, not a curated record. NCBI's taxonomy places the organism in Eukaryota, Metazoa, Arthropoda, Insecta, Hymenoptera, Formicidae.